Molecule: messenger RNA, 4448 nt
Organism: Caenorhabditis auriculariae
Lineage: Eukaryota; Metazoa; Nematoda; Chromadorea; Rhabditida; Rhabditidae
Source: the annotation of a GenBank genome assembly
AUGGCGGAGAAUCGUGAAGAGGAUUCAGCCGAAUCUCUCUUCUGUGACGAAAGCUCUCAGAACGUGAGAAAUUUUUUUGAAGAUAUAAAAAAGCGGUCGAUGAGUCUAAUUAGUGGUUACCUGCGUAAUGGGGUUGCCAGGUUACCAGUGUGUUUUUAGCGGCUUCUAAAUUGAUAAUAAAUGUCAAUAUCUCCGUAGGAAUUUCAAAAAAUAAGAAUCAUAAGCAAACAAAUUUCAGCUAACAAGGAUUUAUUCCAGCUUUUGAUGGUUAAUUUCGCGCUUCGAUUUAUAGAAACCCUGAUUUUUGAAUCAUAUAAAACUUCUUACCGAGCACAAAUGUUUUUUUUUUCAUCACUCUUGUGUUCAAAGUUGUUCAUUCAGUGUGUGAAAAUGCCAUCGAACGCAAACUUGGAAGACGACGAGAGCGUCUACGGGCAGAUGGUCCUUCUAGGGUUUAUCAAAAAAAGAAAAUGAGUCGCAACAAGAUGAUGUUCAGGUAUAAUGGGAUCGCAGAAAGCAAAGGCGGUUUGCCAGCCAAGAAGCACCGGACGAAAAUAACGUUGAAAAGACGCGAAAAGGGCAAUGGAAUCCGAAAAGGAGACUUCAGUGUCGUUAACUCGCCGUUCAAAGAUUACUUGGUAAAUUUAAACUUGCAUAAUUUAUAUUACCAUUGAAAGUAUAGUUUUUUUUAAAAAGGUUUGAUUGAUAUAAGAUAUACUUAGUUAGGUCAAAAAGCAGAAAAUUCGUAAAAUAUUUUUCAAAGAAGAUUUUUCAUUGGAAGAAUUUUUUUAGGCUUCCAAAGACCCGGACAAUUACUCGAUUAUUUUUCACUUCGGGACGAACCCAAACUCACGUCGAGGAAUAUGUCAUCGAACCUUCCAAAGACAUGUUUCAGGUGAGAAAAAGAGUUACAUCUCGAAUAGAAAACACUCUAAAAACUACCAAAAAGAACCAAAAAGGUGCAAAAGGUCUUUGAGAAUAUAUAUUUUAUAAAAAUAUAAUGAAAAGUUGUAUGCGGUGAAAAGGUCAGGAGGGCCGGCCAGCUUGGCGGUUUUGAGGCGGGUCAGCCGUUGUCCACAUCUAUUCAUUAAUCUUAAAGUUAUUUCGGUGAUAAGCAAUAUAUAGGCCUUUAGCAAUGGAUUUUAGAAAUUCAUGAACUCAAAGUAAUUAGUUCUUAUGAUGCGUGGUUCGUAGAUGAGAAAGAAAAACGUGCAUCACUGGAAGUUUCCGAAGAGAUGCUGCUUCUGGGACGAGAGUUCGUAGACUCGCUCUGAAGGCGGUCGGCUUUCGUUGGGGAGACAUCACUUUUUGGACGCAUUCGGCGUCUCCGUGGCAGUUUUUCCUUUCGAACUAAGAACACAUCUAGAGAAUGAAGAAAAUUUCUGAAUUGAAGGGAGAGAAGAACUGGGUCCAGUGAAGUGUGUAGGUUAAUGUCAGCGUGCCAUUUAUAGAGCCUUUCAAAUGGUUUUAAAAAAUGCUGGUAUUUUGCGUCAUCGACUUCCGGCUUUGCAAGGAAGAUCCAAAAGAUCAAAUAGUAUCUUACUAUGUUGAUCUUUUUGAAAGUAAUUUUAUCCAGAUCGGACGAUCUUCCGAGGAACAGAUCGACUUCACCGUCGUCGAUACCUACUUGGCUGUGGCCCCUUCUGCCUCCGGUUAGUUAUAUCGAUUAAAAAGAUAUCUCUAUGUCAGAAAACAUCACAAUGUGCACAAGGCUCUAAGAAUUGUGGCGAAUUUAUUUGCCUUUCUUGAACUUGUCAGAAUUUUAUCUAUGAACUUUUUGGUUACCUAUGAAGUAUGAAAAAAGAAAUCAUUCAAAAGAAAAAAGGUCGAAUAUUUUGAGUUACUCCUACGCUGGAGGCCUCCCGAAAACGGUGUUUCUCGAAAAAAUGAGAAAUCUAUUCAAUAAAUCUUUUUCUUAAGUGCAGAAAAAAGCUUUAAAAAAGGGAUAUAGUGACCAAGAGGAAUUUGUUUGAUGAUGAGUAAAGUUUUGAAAUCUCCCUGACUAGUGGAUAUACAUCAAUAUGCAAAAUGUUAUCCGUUCCUUGUUUGCAGCGCACCAUCAUCACCACAAGAAGUCGGAAAAGUCGGACCGAAUUUCUUCGACCAUCAGUCGCUACGCUUGUCGCAUUCUGAUCGAUCGCGAGAACGGCAACAAGGCUUUUCUUUACGCGGCCGGCUUCGAUUUGGCCAAGAACAUCUUCUUGGGGGUGAUCAAUUAUAUAUUCUUUUUUUCUUAACAACAAGCGUACUGUAACAGUUUGGAAACAAAAACUAAAAAAAAUUUUGUAAAGGAUAAAUCGACAAAAUGGACGAAGAAAAACGGCGAAAUGGACGGUUUGACGACCAAUGGAGUUCUUAUUCUGCAUCCGAAUCGCAACACCGAAGUAUUCACUUGUUUCUCGGCAUUGUUCAUGGGAUUUAUUCAAGGAUCUGAACUCGGAAGACACUGAGAACCAAGAAUUGUACGUGUGGCGAGAAAUUUCCGUCGGCGGCGACAUCUACACGCUGAGAGACACCCGCAGCAGUUCUUCUCGUGGACAACUUGUUCCUGAGGAAACCAACAUGCUUCAGGUUUCUUCUUGCCCUUUUCAGUGCUUCUUCAAAAACGGAUCGAAAUAUCAAAAAGUUUGGCACAAAUUCCGCUGUCAUAUCUACGGAACGAAGCGCCGCAUUCACGCUGUUUUUGGUCAGAAAAAAAAAUUGGCGAUUCUAUUGAUCGCAGCAAAAGUUUCAGAAUAUUCCAUACAUUUUCGAGAUCACUAUAACGUUUUCACGAGCUUAAAAAGUUUUGAGAUGAUGUAAAUAAGCGUGAUAGGCGAUUUUUUCUAAAGUUUCCAAGAUUUUUUGAAAGAUCAACUUUGGGUAUUGGGGAAAUCGAACGUUGAUAAGAUAAUGAAACGUUUUGAAAAAAAUAUCAGAAAGGAAUAUCACAAAUUUUAUGACUUUUUCGAAAGGCAAACGUAUGAAUAUUUUUUCAACGGAAGUUUGCCUUUUUGUUCAAUCCAAAAAAAUCACCCUUUUCCUAAUAAUCAAAGCAAUGCCUGUUAUAAUUAAGGACGGCACUCUGAUCGAUCUCUGCGGCGCGACGAUCCUGUGGCGGACCGCUGACGGUUUGGCGCGGUCGCCCUCUGCGCUGGAACUCGAAAUGGCGCUGGAUCGUCUGAACGCCGGUAACUGACGACCCAAGUUCUCACGAACAGCAAAACGACGGUUUAUAGGCCGCCCGCAAUGUCCCGUCAACCUCAACACUCUCAUCAUUCCCAAGAAGAAGAGUUCGAAGGCCACCAACAGCCGUCAAGCCUAUGUGAGAACCGUGCAAUCUACUCGAAAAUUAACUAUAAAAUUUCACUUCAUCUGAAAAUUCAAAGAAAAGCGACAAAAAUGGGAAAAAUAGUUGGUUCAGUUUGAAUUUCCUAGUUCAUAUAUUAAUGAAAUUUUUAAACGUACAUUGGAAUAAGGUCUUCGUGAAUUUUGCGUUAAAUCGAUUUUUCUUCCUCAAUUUCCAAACGGAUAUUCCGAAAACAGAACUUUACCUACAGCAAAAAACAAAGAUGAUCCCAAUAGAGAAAUAAUUUUCGGAUGAUAAGAUGUUCAGGUCUAUCUUCGCUGUGGUCACGUGCAAGGCCGACACGAGUGGGGCGUCGUCAUGAAUGGAAACGGACAGAUUUCCGGCGGCAAAUGUCCCAUUUGUCUCGUGGAGAGCGAACGGAUCAUCCAGGUGGGAAAGGUCCCAUUUCUCUGGUUUCAUUCCAGUUUUGAGCUCACCAUGGGAAUGGAAACGACGUUUCACAUCGAUUCCGGGUCUCUCGACUACGCCUUCAAUCCCUGUGGCCACGUCGCCAGCAAAAAUACCGUCAGGUACGUUUUUCUAUUUUGGAGAAUUGAAGAUAUACUCAUCGAAAGUAGGAUGGAGGUCGAAAACUUGCACAAAAUUGCAAUCGGUAAUUUCAAGUAAUGAAUAGAAAACUUUCAAGAGAGACAUGAGUUUCCAAAUUUUUUCCUGUUGAACACUUUUUGUUGACCGUGGCAAAACCUUCAAAUAUUGGCCUUUUUGAUUUUUAGAAUGGUCUUUUCAUAUUGAAGUGAGUAGAAAGUCCACACGAAGUAAACUAAAAAAGUUUAAAAAAAAGUUCAUGCUUUUUUAAGCGAGAAAAUGUAUCUAUUAUCACAUCGUUGAGGAACAUCUAAAAAUCUACAAAACUUUGUUCAAGUUUUUCACCUUGGAUCGAACCCAUUUUUUUUUGAAGUCUACUAAGAAAAAGUUAAUUUCGUUUCUGUAUAACUUUUCACUGGAACUGUACCCAACGACUUUCAGAUACUGGUCGCGGAUUCCGUUGCCCCAGGGAACCAACAGCUUCCAUCCGGUGUGCCCAUUUUGCACGACGAUGCUCGCCACUGAAAAGCCAUUCCUACGUCUCAUUUUCCAGGAUCAUUGCUUCGACUCCUAA